Glycine soja is the source of this 2621-nucleotide messenger RNA. RefSeq names its product scarecrow-like protein 1. The record is from RefSeq and is a predicted model, not a curated record. Gene Ontology annotation, biological process: regulation of DNA-templated transcription. Lineage: Eukaryota; Viridiplantae; Streptophyta; Magnoliopsida; Fabales; Fabaceae. The transcript has 3 exons. Gene Ontology annotation, cellular component: nucleus. Bases 571 to 2346 code for a protein of 591 amino acids. Gene Ontology annotation, molecular function: DNA-binding transcription factor activity; sequence-specific DNA binding.
AAUUUUAUAAUAAUAAGAUAAAAUAAACAAAUAAAUUGGUUUCUUUACACUAUAACACCAUAAGUUCAUGAAUUCGUAUUUUUUUAUUCGGGUUGCUUAGUUCCUCCUAACUUACCUCCAAUCUUAAUUCUUUGGAAGCUUUAAACUUAAAAGUCUUGUUUGAUAUCUUUUUCUUCCCUUGCCACAUCUAUAUUUAUUAGAUUUUAAUGGUUGUGCAUAUCAAUUCCCAAGUACCUUAUUGUUCAUUUAUUUUUUUGUUUAUCUGAUUUGUUGCUAUUCCACCAAUCUGACCUUCCUAAGGAAACAAAUUUCAUUUAAUAUAUUAAGGAGACAUCAAGAGAUUGUCUUGCCCUUUGGUUUGCUUUAAUCAAACGCUCUACCACUUGGUCAAAAGCCUUAGCUUAGUUUCCUUCUGUGUGUCUCUAGGAGCAUCAUCCUUAUCUGUCUGAGGUUGCAUCAGCAAAGGUGUCUUCGAAGGUUCAACAAGAUUUCAUCAGAGAGCACUUAUUUUACUAUUUCUCAAGGUACAUACAGAAAGUUUGUUUGAGCUAAGUGAGUAAAAGGAGAACUAUGUCAUUGGUUAUAUCUGCAGAGUUGGCUGAUACAUCAUAUGGAAAUGCCAAGCUCUACACACUAAAGGGAACGGAUGUUACACCAGAUUUGUCCUCCCACAAUUUUGCACCAGAUAAGCACAGAAACAUGUAUAUGACAAAGUCACACUCCUGUGAGAGUUAUGCAAAGUACUUCCGGGAUUCACCAACAGAAGAACUGAUAGAACCGUCUAGUUCCAGCAUAUCAGGAAACUCAGUUCACCCUGAUGGUGCUUCUUCUUACCUGCUAAGAGCUAGUUCAGGAGCUUCUGUGAUUGUUAAUAACCCAUUUGACACUUCUAUCUGGUCUACAAGGCAUCGCGAUGCCUAUCAGUCCAAUUCUGGAUCAGAUUUCGUGGAAAACGGGAGUCCGGAUGGCCUUGACUUCGAUGGUGAAAUGAGAUUAAAACUUCAAGAAUUGGAGAGGGCUUUGCUUUCUGAUGAAGAAGAGGAGGAGGAAGGCAUGUUUGAGACUGUUCAAAGCAUGGAGAUUGAUCCAGACAUGGUCGAGUGGGCCAAUCCGCUUCAAGAUAUGUUGCUCCAUGACUCACCAAAGGAGUCCUCAUCCUCAGAUUCUUCCAAUCUUACCAGCAUCAGCAGCACAACCAAAGACACAUCACAAAACUCGCCCCAAACCCCUAAGCAACUGCUUUAUGAUUGUGCUAGAGUACUUUCAGAAGGAAAUGAAGAGGAAGCCACAUCUAUGAUAAACAAGCUCCGGCAAAUGGUCUCAAUUCAGGGUGAUCCUUCUCAAAGAAUUGCGGCUUACAUGGUGGAAGGACUUGCAGCUCGUGUCGCUACAUCCGGAAAAUGCAUCUAUCAAGCAUUGAGAUGCAAGGAACCUCCUUCUAACGAUCGCUUAGCAGCAAUGCAGAUACUAUUUGAGGUCUGCCCAUGUUUUAAAUUUGGAUACAUCGCUGCAAAUGGCGCGAUAGCUGAGGUUGUUAGAGAUGAAAAGAAGGUUCACAUAAUAGACUUUGACAUCAGCCAAGGAACUCAAUACAUAACUCUAAUACAAACACUUGCUUCAAUGCCAGGUAGGCCACCUCGUGUGAGAUUAACUGCGGUGGACGAUCCUGAGUCUGUGCAGCGUUCCAUCGGUGGCAUAAACAUCAUAGGACAAAGACUUGAAAAGCUGGCAGAGGAACUCAGAUUGCCAUUUGAGUUUCGAGCUGUGGCGUCAAGGACGUCAAUUGUCUCACCAUCAAUGCUCAACUGUCGUCCAGGGGAAGCACUUGUGGUGAACUUUGCAUUCCAGCUUCACCACAUGCGCGAUGAAACUGUAUCGACCGUGAACGAGAGAGACCAACUUCUUCGCAUGGUUAAGAGCUUGAAUCCAAAAAUUGUGACAGUUGUGGAGCAGGACAUGAACACCAACACCUCCCCUUUUCUCCCAAGAUUCAUUGAAACCUACAAUUACUACUCUGCUGUGUUUGACACACUUGAUGCAACUCUCCCAAGGGAGAGCCAGGACAGGAUGAAUGUCGAAAGGCAAUGCCUGGCAAAGGACAUUGUCAACAUUGUUGCAUGUGAGGGCGAGGAAAGAAUAGAACGGUAUGAAGUCGCCGGAAAAUGGAGGGCGAGGUUGUCGAUGGCUGGCUUCACUCCAUCUCCAAUGAGCACAAAUGUGAGAGAAGCAAUUAGGAAUCUCAUUAUUAAGCAAUACUGUGACAAGUUCAAGAUAAAGGAGGAAAUGGGGGGUCUUCAUUUUGGGUGGGAAGACAAAAACUUAAUUGUUGCUUCAGCAUGGAAGUGACCAAUACAAAUUCUUUUGUUGCAUGAGACUCAUUGUAGUGUUGAUGUAGUAUAGUAUUUGUUUGCUUGUUUAGUCUGUAUCUGUUAUGUUUACGCUUGGUUCAGACUCAGAUGUAUACUAACGUGCAACUUAUGCUAAUACAAACUUUCAUGUGUUUAACGUGGAUGAAAGUCAAUGGAGCAUCUGACAACAUCAGACAGCUAUCAUUGCUUAGGCUUGUAAUGACAUCAUUUCUUGUUCGCAUAAUUUUGCGUUUCACUUUUGCUUCUUGUUCA